AUGAAUCACCAUGAUGAAGAUUCCAUUCAAGAGGAGAAUUCUUCUCCAUUGACUCAUUCAUCACUAUCAUCUGUAGACUCCGAACAUGACCUACCAUUGUUUGAUGAUCAGCAGAAUAAUAAUGAAGAGGAAAACAAAACUGAUGAUGAUGACGAUGAUUUAAAUUUGAAUAUUCCUCCAGUCUUGGAAUUUGGGUCAUUGAUUCCCGGUAUUCCGAAGGAUGCUUCGUCAUUGUGGACUGAACAGUACAUCUAUAAUACAGGAUUAAUCUACCGAAAAAUUAUGAUCAAAGUUGAUUCAUAUCGGUUUGAAAGGAAUUUUAAGCUUGCUCACGAUGAACUGAUAAAAGCAAUUAAUUUAUUUCCGUAUCAGCCAGAGGCCUAUUAUAAAAGAGCGUUAAUUUAUUUCCAAACAAGCAAUCCAAAAGAGAUGCAACGAGCAAUUAAUAUUACAAAAUUUGUCUGCAAAGGCCACCCAUUUUGGUCGCUCUUGUGUGAAGGAUAUACAUGUGAGGUUGAACAAAAUUUUACAAAAUCUCGUGAUCUCUAUGAACAAGCGUAUCACGUUCCAAAAGAGCAAAUUUUAAGAUUUUAUGAAAAUACUUUCAAGCUUUCGAAUCAAUGUGCCACUACGAUGUAUAAUUUAUUUGACGUUUUCUCACCUUUUUUUGCAAUAUUUAAUCAGGGCUGUGUGAUGAUGGAUUUAGAAAUCGAAAAAGAGGCAAUUAACACAUUUCAGAGCGCCAUUGAUUUUCUAGAGAAUAGUGCUAAAAACAAUGUCUUUCAUUUUCUAUCUGUCUCUCAGCUCUCAAAACUCCUCUCAAUGGGAAAAGCGUUGUGUUUUAACAAUAUGGGAUGUUGUGCUUUACAAUUCUCAACUGAUCAUGAAGCUCUCAAGUAUUUAUCCAAAGGUAUUGAAUACAGUCGGAAAUAUGUAUUAGUUUAUGAAAAUAGGAUGAAUCUCUUUAGCAGGCUUACUAUGUAUGCUUCGGCUGUCAAGGAUUGUGAUGCCGUACUGUCGUUUGCUAAAAACCCAGAAACACUAGAAAAGAUGCAAGCAGAAAAGGCCUGUAAUAUUCAUCGAUGGAUUCAACAAGGCCCAGGACAUCAUUGUAAAUAUUCUUAUUCUGACCUUGAUAACCUUGUUGAAGAAUUACUUGAAAAAUAUCCUAAAAAUCAUGUGCUCUAUUUAACUAAGGCACUCAAUGCAUCAACAUUAGAAGAGGCUGUUGACAUUUUAACACAAGGUAUUAACACAAUUGAUACUCCUUCUGUGGAUAGCAUGUUCAAACUGGCUGCUUUGUUUGAUUUCAGAUCUUCUCUUUACGAAGGCAUGGGAGAAACAAGAAAGAGCGAUAAUGAUUCGAAAACUGUAAAAAGACUUGGAGAAUACCAGCUCCCUAGCAGAAUCGAGUAA
This is a messenger RNA of Naegleria fowleri, 1416 nucleotides long. RefSeq lists its product as uncharacterized. The transcript has 2 exons. Gene Ontology annotation, molecular function: protein binding. The coding region runs from base 1 to 1416 and encodes 471 amino acids. NCBI's taxonomy places the organism in Eukaryota, Heterolobosea, Eutetramitea, Acrasida, Naegleriidae. The record is from RefSeq and is a predicted model, not a curated record.